Molecule: messenger RNA, 2552 nt
Organism: Monopterus albus (swamp eel)
Lineage: Eukaryota; Metazoa; Chordata; Actinopteri; Synbranchiformes; Synbranchidae
Gene: best2
Product: bestrophin 2
Exons: 10
Coding region: 245-2083 (612 amino acids)
Molecular function (GO): chloride channel activity
Source: RefSeq, a predicted model, not a curated record
CCAGGAGGCUCCGAGGAUUACUGCCAUGCAGCAGACCGAGCCUCAAGUUUACCGAGUUGGCGACAGGGGAUAUCGGGGUUAUUCAAACUUAAACAACACUGGUAAGGGAGGACUAAACUGCUAAGUGAAAAUAUGAAUUCACUUUCCCCGUGGUGCCAAUUACGCACAGAGUUGCGCUGAGCAAGUGGCACAUUCCACAACAAAAAUACACCACAGAGGUCGUCUAGUUUGAAGACUCUCACCAAUGACUGUCACCUACACGGCCAGAGUUGCAAACGCCAGAUUUUGUGGCUUCUCCAAGCUGCUUUUGGCCUGGAAAGGCAGCAUCUACAAGGUGCUGUAUAAGGAAUUCCUGGCCUUCUUUGCCAUGUAUACCGCCAUCAGCAUCACUUACAGGUUUUUCCUCUAUGACGAGAAGAAGAGAUAUUUUGAAAAGCUAGCAGUGUAUUGCAACCACUAUGCCAGUCUCAUCCCUAUGUCCUUUGUACUGGGUUUCUAUGUGACCCUGGUGGUGAACCGAUGGUGGAACCAGUACACCAGUAUCCCACUCCCAGACAGGCUCAUGUGCGUCCUCUCUGGGGGACUCCAGGGGAAUGACGAGCGAGGCCGUCUGCUGAGGCGCACCAUGAUGCGCUACGCCAGCCUGUCAGCCCUGCUCAUCCUCCGCUCUGUCAGCACCGCUGUUUUCAAACGUUUCCCCACCAUAGACCAUGUGGUGGAGGCUGGGUUCAUGACCAGAGAAGAACGGAAGAAGUUUGAGGGCCUCCACUCUCCUUAUAACAAAUACUGGAUCCCCUGCGUCUGGUUCACCAACCUGGCGGCUGUGGCGCGCUGUGAGGGCAGGAUCAAAGACGAUCACACACUCAAACUACUGCUGGAGGAGCUGAAUGAGUUUAGAGGGAAGUGCAGCAUGUUGUUUCAUUACGACAUGAUCAGUGUUCCCCUGGUAUACACUCAGGUGGUGACUUUGGCAGUGUACAGUUUUUUCCUGGUGUGUCUAAUUGGUCGUCAGUUCCUGGAUCCCAGUCAAGGAUACCCAGGCCAUGACCUCGACCUCUACGUGCCUAUCUUCACCCUGCUGCAGUUCUUCUUUUAUGCUGGGUGGCUCAAGGUGGCAGAGCAGCUGAUCAACCCUUUUGGAGAAGAUGAUGAUGAUUUUGAGACCAACUGGCUGAUAGACAGAAACUUCCAGGUGUCCAUGAUGGCGGUGGAUGAGAUGUUUGGAGAUCUGCCAGUGAUGGAGAGAGAUCGCUACUGGAAUGACUCCAACCCCCGACCACCCUACACCGCCGCCACUCUCUUUGUCCUCCGCAAACCCUCCUUUCAGGGGUCCACCUUCGACAUGGCGAUUCCUAAAGAGGAGAUGCACUUCCAGCCUCUGGAAGACAUUGAUGAGAACCUGGAGGAGACAGGCAGCCAUCAUCCUAACACUGCACUCUUCAACCACCUCCUCAGUGCAGCCCCCUCCCCGACUGGCUUCAUGGGAGGUGCUCUUCGCUGCACCUCUACCCAGCUCCAGAGGCCACACCACUCCCCCAGCACUCAGCGGUGCACCAACAAUGAUGAAGACAAUGAUGAAAGUUGUAAAAUAGGGGGGUCUCUGCCAUCAGGGCUGGGGCAGGAAACCCAGAGCACUGUGUGUAGUUUUGAGGAGGAGAAGAGCACCAGAACACCUCUGCUGGAAACUGAGUUUUUGACAGAGAAUGAGAGGCAAGGACGGCACUCUGCUGUCAAUGAGAAGAAUGGAGUGAGUGUAGUGGAGGGAAAAAGCAAUGAAGAGUGGUGGAUCAGACAGGAAGGAAGGAAAGCAAACUGUCCAAAGGGGGAGACCCAAGUUCCUGUGUCACUGCUUCCUCCUCCUCCCAAGUCCUCAAGAGGGAAAUCUACUCAACCAGCCUCCGCCAUUCCCAUCACCUCCUUUCACCCAGCUGCCCACUGCAGCUCCCAGCCAACCAUUCCAAGACCUCGUGUUGUAGGAAACAAAAUGUCCUUCCUCACUGUGCCAUCUUACGAACCUCAGCGUUUUCGCAGCGUGAGCAUGGGCUCAGAGUUUACUAGCUUUUAUGUGGACAAUGGACUGUGAACUAUUGACUGUAAUGUGUGAUUCAAUGUACAUUUUCACAAGUGAAAUUAGUCAUACACAGAGAACUGUGCUUCCACUUUUACUUCAACCUCUCUGGGGCAAUGCCAGGACCAGCUUUAGGAAAUUGGACUGUUAAAGAUACACUCCCUUAUUUUGUUAUAGAAGCCAACAGCUCUCCAUGUUUCUAAAAGUGCAAAAUUGAAAUCAAUUAUUCCAGAAAAUCAAGGUGUGUCCAAAGAAAACUUCAGGUUCUUCCAUUAUCUGCAUAUCAUAUGCUACUGUAGAAUGUUACUACUAGGGCUUGCAAUACUAUUUUGGCAUUAGCUGAAGAAAAAGUGCAUAAAAGAAGACAAAAUGGAUAACAUUUUUUGUUCAUUUUAUUCACCCUGAUUGUUAAAAAUCCUGUAAAAAGAAUUUCUAAUUUGUUUUUGUGUAUAUUCAAACAAACACAAUAAAACUAAUGAUGUAA